This is a messenger RNA of Punctularia strigosozonata HHB-11173 SS5, 1541 nucleotides long. RefSeq names its product DUF914-domain-containing protein. Gene Ontology annotation, molecular function: transmembrane transporter activity. Gene Ontology annotation, cellular component: membrane. NCBI's taxonomy places the organism in Eukaryota, Fungi, Basidiomycota, Agaricomycetes, Corticiales, Punctulariaceae. The record is from RefSeq and is a predicted model, not a curated record. Gene Ontology annotation, biological process: transmembrane transport. The transcript is spliced from 9 exons. Bases 207 to 1400 code for a protein of 397 amino acids.
UCCUCCCCCAUAGGUCCUUAUCAUCACGGCGACCUCAGCUCGCUCCCGCUCUCCCCUCCGCACGAACACGGCGCGCUCGACCUAAUCAGUCUCCCGAGGCCCUACCGUUCUUCCUCGGGCAGUAGCACAGAACCGGAUCUACUCGCUCACAUCGUAUAUAUAAUCUGCACCCGAGUCCACCACACGUCAACGCGUAACGCGACACGAUGCACCCGAACACCGCCUCCGAGGACGUGAAGACCCCGCUCGACAAGCGCUCCUUAUCUGACGAGGGCCCUCCCGAAUACAACAGCCUCCCUAACGAGCAGGGAGCAACUGCAACAGCACCACGGGAACGCCCGCCGAUUGUAUACGACUCGAUCCCCGACUUCUUCGCGAGCGUCUGGCGCCGUUUCGCGAGCCUGUGGACGCGUCGCUUCGUGCUCAGCCUGUUGGCAGGCCAGGUGGUGUCGCUCUGUAUCACCUGCACGAACGUGACCACGACGGAGCUCGUCAGUCGGAACUGGAGCUUGCCCACGACGCAGACGUUCUUCUUGUACUUCUCCCUGCUAUGCGUGUAUACGCCAUAUACGAUGUACAAAUAUGGCUUGAAGGGAUGGGCGAACAUGGUGUUCCGCGAUGGCUGGAAAUACUUCUUCCUCGCCGCUUGCGAUGUCGAAGGCAACUUCCUCGUCGUUAAAGCGUACGAAUACACGACCCUGCUCUCCUGCAUGCUUCUUGACGCAUGGGCGAUCCCGGUCUGCCUGUUCUUCUGCUGGGUGUAUAUGCGGACGAAGUACCACUACACCCAAAUCAUCGGUGUGCUGAUCUGCGUCGCCGGCCUCGGCAUGCUCGUCGCUUCCGACCAUCUUACCGAUAAGGACUACUCCGCGCUCAAUAUGGCCAAGGGCGAUGUCUUCAUGAUCGUCGGCGCGACGCUGUACGGCUUCACCAACGCGACGGAGGAGUUUUUCGUGCGCAAGCGCCCGCUGUACGAGGUCGUCGGCCAGAUGGGCCUCUGGGGCACGCUCAUCAACGGGAUCCAGGCGGCCGGCCUGGAGCACAAGGACAUGACGAAAGCCAGCUGGAACGGAAUGACCAUCGGCUUGUUGAUCGCAUAUACGGCCGCGAUGUUCAUCCUCUACACCGUCGCGCCGCUCCUGUACCGCAUGGCCUCGUCGGCGUACUACAACCUCAGCUUGCUUUCCAGCGAUUUUUACGGACUGCUCUUCGGCCUGUUCCUGUUCCAUUACAAGCCUUACUGGCUGUACUUCAUCGCCUUUGCCGUCGUCAUCGUUGGGCUCGUUGUUUAUUUCUGGCAUUCGACGCCCGAGGAGCAAGGCGAGCUCGACAUCCAGGCGCCGGAAUACGUCCAGCGCAGGCAGGGCCUUGUGGCCGAUGCCAACACAUCUACUGUCUAAAAUGUCAUGAAUAUCAAUCGACCAGUUCAUGUAUUCUCUCUGCCUCAUUGCUGGUGUUGUAAUGUUCUGUUAGCGUCUUCUUUGCUACGAUUGCUGGGUUUUUGUUGGGAAUGAGGUACACGCGCGCGAUGGUUAGACCGC